AGAAAGUCCAGUUUCUCCAGUGAGUCUCAGACAACAGUGGAGCGUGGGGAGGCAGCAUGGACAUGGACAGUAAACGGCUGGUGCUGGUAGUACCAAACGAAGCGUCAACGACCUCGGGCAGGGUGUUUAGCGGUGAUGAUGAGGUAUGGAGGGGCUACCUGGAGAACCCUCUGUCUGCUGCCACUAAGGCAAUGAUGAGCAUCAACGGAGACGAGGACAGCACAGCUGCUCUGGGACUGCUCUAUGACUACUACAAGGUUCCUAGGGAGAGGAGACUUGCAGCCAGUUGUGUAAAACCUGCAGACCCCUCUGCUCUUGGGCCCAAUAACUGUGGUAACUUGGAAAUACUAGAUCAGCGUCUUCAGGCUCUUAGAUGCAUGCCUGUCAACCUCUCUCUAAACAACAGCACCACUAUAGAACACCAGGGCUCCAAGUACGACUCUACUGGGCUUACAGGAGGCAUUACAGGAGGAGAUGGUAAAAGUGAAGGUGGGGUAUAUUUUGCUCUUGUCAAGACAGAGGGACAGAAGCCUAUGGGAGAGUCCUCCUGUGGAGGUUCCUAUCCAGCAGAGACCGGAGAGCAGAGAGAGAUGGUUUACAAACAGAGCUGCUAUGAUUUUUCCUCGUCUGGAUACUUGAAAGAUGAACAGAGAAGCACUCCAGAUAGCACAUAUGAGGAAGCUGUGGAAGGAGAGAUGUACCAGAGAAGUCCCUCAGGACCUGAUGAAUUCCACUGUAGUGGAUCUGGUGACAGUUUCCAGUACAGUCUCGAGGCCAGCAUGUCGCUGCGGCAGGGAGAGGGACCCAUGGCUUACCUGAAUCGGGGACAGUUCUAUGCUCUGACCCUGUCUGAGAUCGCCUUCAGUUCAACCCAACGCCAGCACAGAGGCAAAGUGCGGGUGAGUCGACCUUCACCCUCACAGGGGCCUGAUGGGAGCCCAUGCAGUAGUGAGCAAUGCACCAUGGGAGGCUCUGAGCAACAGUGGGACAGUAUUGUACAGAGUGUUAUCAUGGUUGUCUUUGGGGAAGACAAGUGCAGAGACGAUCAGCUGAAGAAUUGGAAAUACUGGCAUUCCCGUCAGCACACUGCCAAACAGAGGGUCCUGGACAUUGCUGACUACAUGGAGAGUUUCAGUACAAUUGGGAAUGUGGAGGAAAUUGCCUACAAUGCUGUCUCUUUCACAUGGGACGUCAGUGACGAAGCCAAGGUCUUUGUCUCUGUGAACUGUCUGAGCACAGACUUCUCCUCGCAGAAGGGCGUGAAGGGGAUGCCUCUGAUCAUCCAGAUCGACACCUACAGCUACAACAGCUGCAGCAGCAGACCCAUCCACAGGGCCUUCUCCGAGAUCAAGGUUUUCUGUGACAAGGGUGCUGAGAGGAAGCUUCGUGAUGAGGAGAAGAAACAUCUGAGAAAGAGGGUGAAAGGGAAAAAUGGCAGCUCGGGGCCAACCUCUAACAUUAAGAGGACUGACUGCACACUAUUCAAAGCUAUGACCGACCUGGAGGCCCAGCCUGUCCUCUUCAUUCCUGACCUCCACUUUGGAAACCUGCAAAGAGCAGGGCAGGUAUUUGCUUUUAACACAGAGGAGGUUGACAGAGAUGGGAGUGUUGUGGUGAAGAGGAUUUCCUGUGUUGCUGAGGAGGCCGUCUGUCCCCCUAAGAAGUGCAGAGUAGACCAUGGAAGGAAAGUCCUCCUGUAUGUGAGGAAGGAGUGUGAUGAAGUGUUUGAUGCCUUAAUGCUGCACACCCCAACCCUCAAUGCACUGAUUGAGGCAAUUUCAGAGAAAUAUGCACUGCCUGUUGACAAGAGGGCCAAAGUUUACCAAAAAAGCAAGAAAGGGGUCCUAGUGAACAUGGAUGACAACAUCAUCCAACAUUAUUCCAACGAGGACACCUUUACCCUGGCCAUCGAAAGCUCAGCAGACUCUUUGCGGGUGACUCUGUCUGAGAUCUGACGGUUGCUUGUCACAGCUCUGUACUCAUCAGUCAGAAAGAGGGUAUCAGUGUUCGGUGAAGCCAUGCCAUGUGUAAUAAUUGUGAAUAGUGAUAAAAGUGUUAGAUGACAGCGCUGUCAUCAUGGUAACAAACGUUUCUGCACUCUUCACCUGCUGGAGUGCGUGUCGACAACCUGCAGUAAAAAGACAGGUUGACUAUUAAAAACUCAUGGAUCUGUUUUUAGGUGGGAAGAAUCUUUUGAUCUUUCCUUUACACGUGUUCACUAUCUACACUUCCUGACACUUCUUGUCGGUCUGUGACUGAGAUGAGAUCACCAUAAAUCAUCCAUCCAGCCAAUUUGCUGUAGUUUCACAGGAAGAGGACAGUUGUUUUUAAAUUAACAACAGGGAGCUUUUUAAUGACUUGACCCAAGCAGGUUUAUUAUUUGCUGAAAGUCAGCUGUUUAAGGUAACAGCUUAUUGUUUUAUAUGUUCAUAAUUAUUUCUCAACUUGUCCUGAAAGUGAAAUAUAAUCUUUAUUGGUUGUCCGUCUUUCUAAUAAUCCUUUUUUUAUUCUUAUAUAUGUUGAUUAGUUUUCUUUCCAUUUGCUGCCAGUGAAAAGAGGGUUUUCCCAGGUUGUGAUUACAUGCUGAUCUCUCACAGUCCUUAAAUUACAUCAGGUAUCAUAAGGGAACGAGGUUGUAGGAUGCUGUAAAAUUGUUUAAAUCCCACUGUGUGUUAUGUUCAUUGCUUUUUCUCUCACCGAAGAGGGUGCACACAUGUUUAUGAGAUCUUGUAGCUAUACACAACCUUGUCCAAGACGACUGUGAGACAUCAGAGCUUCAGUCUUAAUGGCUCUGUCCCUGUUUCCAUCUGAUCCACCCACAGUUUUUCCAUCCUCCACAUGCGUCAUGCACUGUCUUGUAUUUUAUAUGAACCAAUAAAUAGUUUUAUAUGUCAA
Molecule: messenger RNA, 2895 nt
Organism: Platichthys flesus (European flounder)
Lineage: Eukaryota; Metazoa; Chordata; Actinopteri; Pleuronectiformes; Pleuronectidae
Product: grainyhead-like protein 2 homolog
Exons: 15
Coding region: 57-1955 (632 amino acids)
Biological process (GO): regulation of transcription by RNA polymerase II; neural tube development; brain development
Cellular component (GO): nucleus
Molecular function (GO): DNA-binding transcription activator activity, RNA polymerase II-specific; RNA polymerase II cis-regulatory region sequence-specific DNA binding
Source: RefSeq, a predicted model, not a curated record